CCUUCGCUUUUAAUUUCCUUCAUUCUACCAAUUCCAAAAUCUAAAUGCGUGGGAUAAUUCCUUUGAAAAUUAUUCAAGUGUGAUUAUUUAAAUUAUUAAACUAAAAAUUCAGAGUUUAUCACAGGUCAUGCGACUGUUGCAGAAUUGUUUCUCCACUGUAAUUGCAGCUCUACUUGGAUAAUAUUUCUUGGGACUUACGCUCCUCUGUUAUUAAACUGUCAAUAUUACUCUAGAAAAUGAUCCUGUUAGUUAUGAUCGUGAGUAAAUUCUCCCAAUAAUUAUAAGGAUUAAAAAAUUCAUCGGAAUUCUGGCAAAUUACUAAUUAUUAGAGGUGUCAGGUCCAAGGCCACAAUAUAAUUGAAGAGUAAUCAGAAUCUACCGGAUGUGACUCAUUGGAUAAACACAAUGUUUAAAUCAUAAAUAAUUAUCAUAAGUAAAUGAUUUAUUUGUAAGAAAUUAGUUCUCUCGUCUCAUUGCACUCCACUCGAUGCCUCAGGUUACAUAUUUUUAUCAUCUGAAAAAUGUGUUUACUGCAUGUGUCCUUGUAAAUAAUCAUGUAUAUAGAGAAAGAAACAUGAGAUAUUUACGGAAUUUAUGACAUUUCAGAGAUUAAUUGACCUGGAAAAUACUAAAACGCAAUAAAUGAAUCUUACUCCGUUAAAGACCGGAUUAUCUCAGCCCUGAGUGGAUUUAAGCGAAACCUAAAGAAAUACUUCUUUUUCGAGAAUUUAAUUCCCGACGUAGAAGUUCUUAUCACAUUUUCUCACAAACUGUCUCGUUACCGAGAUAAUUGCGAACUAUGAACUCGAAAGUGCACCAAUUUUUUUUCUUAUCAUUUCUCUAAAUUUUUUACAUGAAUUCCCAGGAAUUCCAUUAGAAUAAAUUUUCCGGUGAAUUUUGAAUUCUGCGCGGACUUCAUUUAUAAUUGAGCCAUUGAAUCGUCAUUUUCCGGAUAAAAAAACCCGACAUACCGUUAUGCGGGAGAGAUAAUUAGUUUGACUGUCGGCGAAUUCCUUUCACUGUGUGGGGAAUUCCAUUGAGCUAUCUAGGAUUUGGCCGUCAAAUAAUCUACGCCCACUACACGUUUGUAACAACAUCUCCCUUCACACCAGAAAUCAUCAAUUAAUCAUCAUCAACAGUGAAUUGAAGAGCAAUGGAGAAGUCUCUCGGAAAAUUGUUAUUUGUCUGUUGGAUUUUGCUGUUGAAUUCGCUGAUACAUUCCCAAGAUAUCGUCUUCCCCGUUGACGAGGAUCACACGCAUCUAGGAGGAAGCAAGGGGCCUCUGAUGGAGAGAAUUCCAGUGUACAUCCCAGGUCGAUGCCCCGAGAACAUGUACUUGUAUCCGGGCAGUGGAAAUAAAAGCACGUGGAUCUGCGAUUGUAAACCAGGAUAUCUAUAUUUUCCCCUGAAUGGUACCUGUCACGCUGCCUUCAGGAAAGGUCCCUGCAACCAGGGGGAAUACGCGAUACUCUGGAAAAACGAGGUUAUACCGAGAUGUGCAUCAAACCCCUGCCUUUUAGAUGGUUCCGUGUGGUUCAGGGGAGGCUGUCAUCACCUGAAUUCCAGGGGCCCCUGUCAAUCAGGUGUCGUCAGAGUUAAUUACGAUACUUACCAGCUCGAUUGCCUCACCUGAGAUAAAUUCACUAUCAGUAUUAAUAUCACUUAAUGAUUAGACAAAUUGUGUACGAACAAUGAAUUACACUGAUUUAUCACAA
This is a messenger RNA of Fopius arisanus, 1715 nucleotides long. RefSeq lists its product as uncharacterized. NCBI's taxonomy places the organism in Eukaryota, Metazoa, Arthropoda, Insecta, Hymenoptera, Braconidae. The record is from RefSeq and is a predicted model, not a curated record. Bases 1154 to 1633 code for a protein of 159 amino acids. The transcript has 3 exons.